Pygoscelis adeliae (Adelie penguin) is the source of this 6826-nucleotide messenger RNA. RefSeq names its product fibronectin type III domain containing 3B (gene FNDC3B). The record is from RefSeq and is a predicted model, not a curated record. Gene Ontology annotation, molecular function: protein binding. Lineage: Eukaryota; Metazoa; Chordata; Aves; Sphenisciformes; Spheniscidae. The coding region runs from base 1 to 3633 and encodes 1210 amino acids. The transcript has 25 exons.
AUGUACGUCACAAUGAUGAUGACCGACCAAAUUCCGCUGGAGCUGCCACCGUUGCUGAACGGGGAGGUAGCCAUGAUGCCUCACAUCGUGAAUGGCGAUGGAUCACAGCAGGUCUUUUUGGUUCAAGUUAAUCCAGGUGAAACCUUUACAAUAAGGGCUGAGGAUGGAACCCUGCAGUGCAUCCAAGGUCCAGCAGAGGUUCCCAUGAUGUCACCCAAUGGAUCCAUUCCCCCUAUUCAUGUGCCUCCCGGUUAUAUCUCACAGGUGAUAGAAGACAAUACCGGCGUUCGGAGGGUGGUGGUUACCCCCCAGUCUCCAGAGUGUUAUCCUCCUAGCUAUCCUUCGGCCAUCUCUCCAACCCAUCACUUACCUCCAUACCUGACGCACCAUCCCCAUUUUAUUCACAACUCUCAUACAGCUUUUUAUCCUCCUGUCACUGGACCUGGGGACAUGCCACCACAGUUUUUCCCACAGCAUCAUCUUCCCCCUACAAUAUAUGGAGAACAAGAAAUCAUACCACUAUAUGGGAUGUCCAGCUAUAUUACCAGGGAAGAUCAGUACAGCAAACCACAGCACAAAAAACUCAAAGACAGGCAGAUUGAUCGCCAAAACCGUCUGAAUAGUCCUCCUUCAUCCAUCUACAAAAGCCAUAUAGGCAGCUGCACAACUGUAUAUAAUGGUUAUGCAAAGAGCCACAAUGGAGCAAGCAGCGGAGGUGGCGGCGGAGGGGGGGCUCCAGCAGUAAAGAAACCGGAGCGCAGGGCAAGAAGCAGCCCAAAGUCAAAUGAACAAGACCCACAUGAAUUUGAUUCAGAAACAAAAAGGGUUCAAGACAUUCUUUCUGGAAUGGAGAAACCACAGGUUACAAAUAUUCAAGCAAGAACAGUUUUACUUUCCUGGUCACCUCCCACUGGCCUUCUAAGUGCAGAUAGACACAACAAUGGUUUGCCUUACACCUGUACCUACGAGGUUGCCUUAUCAGAUAAAGGGAGGGAUGGAAAAUACAAGAUAAUUUACAGUGGAGAAGAAUUAGAAUAUAACCUGAAAGACCUUAGGCCAGCAACAGAUUACCACGUCAGGGUAUAUGCAAUGUACAACUCAGUAAAGGGAUCCUGCUCAGAGCCAGUCAGCUUCACCACUCACAGCUCAGCACCAGAGUGUCCCUUCCCACCCAAACCCUCACACAGGACCAAAAGCUCCUUAACCUUACAAUGGAAGGCACCCAUUGAUAAUGGUUCAAAAAUCACCAGCUACCUUCUGGAGUGGGAUGAGGGAAAAAGGAACAGUGUUUUCAGAGAAUGUUACUUUGGAAGCCAGAAGCAUUGCAAGUUGACUAAGCUUUGUCCGGCUUUGGGUUACACCUUCCGAUUAGCAGCUCAGAAUGACAUCGGUACUAGUGGGUACAGCCAGGAGGUGGUAUGCUACACUGCAGGUAAUAUUCCUCAGACCCCUUCUGCACCAAGGCUUGUUCGAGCUGGUGUUACGUGGAUCGCAUUGCAGUGGAAUAAAGUAGAAGGAUGUACACCAGAGGAAGUGAUUUCCUACACCCUGGAAAUUCAGGAAGAAGAUAAUGAUAGUGUGUUUCACCCAAAGUACACUGGAGAGGAGCAAGCCUGUACUGUGAAGAAUCUCAGAAGAAGCACGCAGUAUAAAUUCAGGCUGUUUGCUUCUAACGUGGAAGGAAAGAGUUCUCCCAGCGAAGUGUUGGUCUGUACAACAAGCCCAGACAGGCCAGGACCUCCAACCAGACCCGUUAUUAAGGGGCCAAUAACUUCUCACGGCUUUAGUGUGAAGUGGGAUCCUCCACAGGAUAAUGGUGGUUCGGAAAUCCUGAAGUAUCUAUUAGAGAUUUCUCAAGGAAGUCCGGAAGCAAAUCAAUGGGAAGUGGCAUAUAGUGGAUCGGCUACAGAAUAUACCUGUACUCACUUGAAACCAGGCACUUUGUACAAACUCCGGGCAUGCUGUAUCAGCACUGGUGGACACAGUCAGUGUUCUGAAAGUUUACCUGUCCGUACGCUAAGUGUUGCACCAGGUCACUGCCGGCCACCAAGAGUUUUGGGGAAGCCGAAGCACAAAGAAGUACAGUUACAAUGGGAUGUCCCUCUGUCAGAAAGUGGCUGUCCCGUUUCAGAGUACAGUGUAGAAAUGACAGAACCCGAAGAAGUUGUUUCUGAAGUGUAUCAUGGGCCUGAUCUGGAGUGCACCGUCAGCAACCUUCUUCCUGGAGCAACAUAUCGGUUCAGAGUGAGAGCUCUGAAUGAUGGUGGGUACGGGCCAUAUUCGGAACCUACAGAAGUCACCACGGCAGCAGGACCGCCUGGCCAGUGCAGAGCACCUUCCCUCUCCUUUCUGUCUGACACACGUGUACUUGUAAGCUGGGAGAGUCCUGAAUGUUCUGGCGCUGACAUCUCUGAAUACAGAUUAGAGUGGGGAGAAGAUGGGGAAUCUCUACAACUUGCAUAUAGUGGCACAGAUACCUGUUUUGAAAUAAGUGAAUUGUCAGCGGCGGCGCAUUACUGCUGUAGGCUACAGGCUAUUAACCAGGCAGGAGCUGGACCCUACAGUGAGCUGGUAACCUGCAAAAUGCCAGCAUCUGUGCCUGAUGCAGUCUCUACUCUCUCCGUGCUGGAGGAUGAGCACAUGGAUGCCUAUCAGCUCUCACCCUCUGUGUGCCUUGUACUGAACUGGGAAGAACCAUGCAAUAACGGAGCUGAGAUUAUGUCAUACAACAUUGACCUGGGUGACAUCAGCAUUCCAGUAGGAAAUGUUACAAGUUACGUUAUCAAUGAUUUGCUUCCAGAAACCUCAUACCGGAUCAGGAUCCAGGCUGUCAAUGAAAUUGGAGCUGGACCAUUUAGCCAGUUUAUUAAAGCAAAAACCAGGCCGUUACCACCCUUACCUCCUCGGUUAGAGUGUGCUGCAGCAGGUCCUCAGAGCCUGAAGCUAAAAUGGGGAGACAGCAGUUCCAAGCUUCACGCUACCGAUGACAUGGUCUAUAUCUUGCAGAUAGAAGACAGAAAUAAAAGGUUUAUUCCGAUUUAUAGGGGACCAAGUCAUACAUACAAGAUACAGAGGCUGACAGAAUCCACUUGUUACUCGUUCAGAAUACAGGCGGUCAAUGAUGCUGGGGAGGGACCUUUCUCAGAAAUAUGUACCUUCUACACAACCAAGUCAGUCCCACCUGCAAUCAAAGCCCCUCGAGUGACACAGCUGGGAGGAAACGCCUGUGAAAUUACCUGGGAAAUGGUCCCACCCAUGAAGGGAGAUCCUGUCGGUUAUGUUCUGCAGGUACUGGUUGGAAGAGAAUCUGAAUACAAGCAGGUGUACAAGGGAGAAGAGACCACAUUCCACAUCUCAGGCCUUCAAGUCAACACAGACUAUCGGUUUCGCGUCUGCGUCUGCCGCCGGUGCUUGGAUACCUCACAGGAACUUAGUGGACCUUUCAGCCCAUCCGUUGCCUUUAUGCUUCAGCGAAAUGAGAUCAUGCUUGCAGGAGAAAUGGGAAGCAUAGAUGAUCCUAAGAUAAAGAGCAUGAUUCCUACUGAUGAACAGUUUGCAGCCCUCAUUGUUCUUGGCUUUGCAAGUUUGUCAGUUAUAUUUGCCUGUAUAUUACAAUACUUCUUUAUGAAGUAGAGAAUUCAAUGGAAGUUUGAGAUACAAAUUUAACUAAUGCUACGCAUUAUAAUCCACACAUUUAUUCAGAUAUUCCUUUUUUUGAAAUCCUUUUGUUCUACCAUACAUUUUAUAUACUUCUCUUGUUUUUACAGUUCUAGCUUGAAGAAAGAUAAAUCAGUGUUUUGAUGCACCUUUUUGAAAUUCAAAACUAGGAAGUGGUCAAACUGGAGAAACAAGCAAACCAGAUACCAAAAGCAGGAUUUUUUUUUUCCUUCACAGUUUCAAAAUUGUCACCAAUUUGCCUUUUCAAUGUUGUUUUGUUUUUUUCACUGAAGUUCGUACAGUCUCUUAUUUUAUCUUACUAUUUAGAAAAUUUUAAUAAUGAGUCACUUUUUUGUCUCUUCUUUUUCCUUCUAAACAUUAGUCACAAGUGUGUAUAGUGGUAAGACUAGAAUACAGUGUUAGUCAACAGUACCAGGUUUUCCUUGAACAGUAUUAGCAGUAUCGCCUAUGAAUUAUUCACUACAUUUGCCCCAGUUUUUUCGAGGUAAAACAUAAGUUGUUAUUUUAACUGUUUUGUGCAUUUAAAUCAGAACAAUAUCCUGCAGUCAAAAAACCUUUUUAAUUAUCUGUUAUUUUUACAGUUACAACACUAUAAACUGCCUGUAUAAGAAAUCAAAUAACCAAACUGCAUAUAAAUUAUGAAGCAUUAUAGAUUUUUUUACCAUUUUGAUUCCUAGCAGUAAUUUUAAGUAAGAGGGCAUUGUGCAAUAGUUAGUUAUUCCCAUGUUCAGCGAUUUAAAAGCUGCUUUAACUUGUCUGUUUGUCACUGUAUAUAACUAUUCCUAAUCUAAUACUAGAUACUAUUCUAUUAUGUUCAGCCUGAUUUAUAUGAUUAUAGAGCUGGUGACAGCUUACUGCCUCUACUGAAUUAGGUGAGAUUUACACUCGAUGUAAGCAAACUUCACUGUCAGUUGAUCUUUUUUUUUUAAUUAUUAUUAUUAUUUUUUGGAGGGGUAUCCAUUUUAUGGAACUUUUUUGGAGGUAUCAGAAAUGAGAUCUGUUUAUUUUAAAUACCUUAAAUGGGUGUCUGUGCUAUUCUUGCCACAGGGCUAAUUGAAAUAACUUGGUACAUGGCAAAAUUCAGAUGAGUCUCCUGCGUUGAUGGGAAUGUCCCCCCUCCUCCUGCCUGCCCCUUCCAAGAUACACAUUUUAAUCCAUCGAGAUACUAGAAUUUUAACUCUUCAAUCAUUGGAUUAUUUAUAUUAAGUCAACAUUGUGCGAGUACCUCAGGGACAUAAAUGAGCUGGAGGUGCAAAUAGAUUCCAAAAGGGUGCAACAGACACAGUGUAUUUCCCUGCCUCUUGUUUUUGUAUAUUUUUGCUACUUGGUUUUGCUUUUGUCCUAGCUAUUUUGUGCUCUGUCUCCAUUGUCUAAGAUUCAGUGUCCUGUACUAGCAUAAUAUUCCCUUAACCAAAGUAAUGGGGAAAAAACAACAUUAUUUUUGUUUUAGGUUUAUUUAUACUAUAUACUGCAUACAGUACUUUAAAUACCAAUUACAGUGCAAUCUUUUAUUUAUUGUAAAAAAAUAAAAAAUAAAAAGUGUACUUAUGUACUAAUCCCCCUCCCCACCCUCCCCGUAGCAUGUUAUAUUUUGUCUGUUUUAUACUGUUGUACUUUAGGUCAACUUUUUACCUGGCAGCAUUCCUAGUAUUAUUAAUCUUCUUACAUUUUCUUGUGUUUCUGAAGAUGGGAGCAUCUAGUACAUUAAAUGCCAAAAAAACCAUUAUCAGUGAUUCAAACGUUUACAUGUAUCCAAAAACAUAAUCAUCUCUGGAAAGGAAGUGCUAAGAUCAAUGAAUUAUUCUGUGUGCCUCUCUAGAUGUAGCAAAUAUUAGAAAUGUUCUGUAUUUUGUUAUUGACUAUAAUUAGUUUAAUUUAGCCUUGCAAACUAAUGGCAUUGAGCUAAAUAUAUAUAUUUUUUUGUUUUUGCCAAAGUCAUGGCUUGUCAAAUUUAUUUACAUCUUAUUUAAAUUUAUUUGUGAUAUGAAACUUUGUGACCUUGCAUCUGUAUUUUGUGAGCAAAGCAUAUACAGCUGUCUUCAAUGGAGGGGGAAAGAGCGUAUUUUUUAAAACAAUGAAAAGACCGCUAGUUUGGAAGCCCAGAAAUUUGAACAGAUUCCCUUUUUUUAUUUUUGGAAUAUGGUUUCAGCAGUGCUGCUAUGAAAUCCAAGCUUGACACCUUUUUAAAAAAACCUGCUCUAAUAAAAAAAGAAAAAAAAAACCCACCUUGCUUUAGAUGAUUUGAUCGAUUUUGAGAGUUUGAAAUACAAAUGAUACUAAAAGCAGCGAGCAGAAGUGCAGAAAAAAGCAAUCGGUUACACUUGAAGCGUUUCUGUCAUUGCCGAUUUGCUUGGUGUCUCUUACAAUCACACUAACGAGAGCGCCCCGUCCAACCCUUGCGCUGAGGACAUCAGAGCAAGUAUUCUGUAGGAGUUGGGACAGGCCCUAAAUAAGUUAAUUUGACAUUCUUUUAGUUUGUAUAUUCCGCCAUAGUGAUUUGAUCGUCGUUCGUAUAUUAACAACAAAAUAAAGCAUCACAGACCUUAAACCAUUCCUGUUCUGAUUUCCAUUACCGCUGACCCACCGUUUGCUGAUGCCUUGUCUUUUCCCAUACAUCUUUAUGCCCUUUGGUCCAGCAAUACCAGGCAUGAAUCCAACCCGAGGGCUCUCUGCUCUCAAAGGAAUUAUGAACAGCAACAACAAAAAAGGUGGAAUGAAAGACUAAAUAUUUAAAACCCUUAAGGAAGGAGAGAGCUGUUUUUAUAUCGUUCUGCCUUUUUCUUUAUGAACUUGAAAUGUUUUCUAAUCCUGUUUGUUGGCUACGGUAGCUCAGUAUUCGGUGUCACGAUUGAAAAGUGCCCUAACUGAAUGUGUAUGAACCUUAUCCUUGCACAGUUCUUUAAAUUGAAAAAAUUAAAAUGUUUUUACCUCACUAUGGGAACAUACAUUCCAAGCUUUUCAACUUAAAAAAAAAAAUAAUCAUAAGUUUUCUUGUAUUGUAAAUUUUAGACUAUUUCAUAUGCAUUGUAUUAAAACUGCCAUAUCAAUUUUAAUGUAUAGAUUUUGCAAAUACUACACUAUGUAUGUAAGACUUAACUGUAUCUGUAGUGUAUAUGUAAUAUAUUUAUGCCCAAUAAAUGUUUUAAUU